Molecule: messenger RNA, 2058 nt
Organism: Chelmon rostratus (copperband butterflyfish)
Lineage: Eukaryota; Metazoa; Chordata; Actinopteri; Chaetodontiformes; Chaetodontidae
Gene: aldh7a1
Product: aldehyde dehydrogenase 7 family, member A1
Exons: 2
Coding region: 54-1682 (542 amino acids)
Molecular function (GO): aldehyde dehydrogenase (NAD+) activity
Source: RefSeq, a predicted model, not a curated record
UACUUCCGUGUACUGGACUAGACGUGGCCCUGCGAACUUCAUAUCAACCACUCAUGCAGCGUUGCCUCACCCUGACCCUUGCCCAGCACAGCAAGCUCCUCUUGAGAAAUAAAUUAGUAUCUGUUCACUGCAAGCAGUCAGCAGCCAUGUCAGGUCUUCUCAUCAACCAGCCCAAAUACUCCUGGCUGAAAGAGCUGGGCCUGUCUGAGGACAACCCUGGUGUUUACAACGGGAGCUGGGGGGGCAGCGGUGAGGUCGUCACGUCGUACUGCCCCGCCAACAAUGAGCCGAUUGCCAGAGUAACCCAGGCAACUUUGGCAGAGUAUGAAGAAACUGUCCAGAAGACGAGAGAGGCUUGGAAGAUGUGGGCAGAUAUUCCAGCUCCCAAAAGAGGGGAGAUUGUGCGGCAGAUUGGAGACGCACUUAGAAAGAAGAUUAAAGUCCUUGGAAGCCUGGUGUCUCUAGAAAUGGGCAAGAUCUACGUUGAGGGAGUGGGGGAGGUUCAGGAGUACGUUGAUGUCUGUGAUUAUGCUGUCGGUCUGUCUAGAAUGAUUGGUGGGCCCAUCCUGCCUUCAGAAAGACCAGGGCACGCUCUGAUCGAACAGUGGAACCCAGUUGGUCUUGUCGGCAUCAUCACUGCCUUUAACUUCCCUGUGGCUGUCUACGGCUGGAACAAUGCCAUCGCUCUGACCUGCGGCAAUGUCUGCCUCUGGAAAGGAGCUCCAACCACACCUCUAACAAGUGUUGCAGUUACCAAGAUUGUGGCUGAGGUUCUGGAGCAGAACAACCUGCCCGGUGCUAUCUGCUCCAUGACCUGCGGAGGCGCCGAUAUCGGCACAGCCAUGGCGAAGGAUGAGCGCGUGGAUCUGUUGUCCUUCACUGGCAGCACCCAUGUCGGCAAGAUGGUGGCCAUGAUGGUGCAGGAAAGGUUCGGCCGUAAGCUGCUGGAGCUUGGUGGAAACAAUGCAAUCAUUGUGUUUGAGGAUGCUGACCUUAAUCUUGUGGUUCCCUCCGCUGUCUUUGCAUCUGUGGGAACCGCUGGCCAGCGCUGCACCACAACCAGGAGGCUGAUGCUGCACGAGAGUGUUCACGACACAGUGGUUGAGAGGAUCACCAAGGCCUACAAACAAGUCCGCAUCGGAGACCCGUGGGAUCCCAGCACCCUGUAUGGACCUCUGCACACCAAACAAGCUGUGGAUCAGUAUCUGGCAGCAAUUGAGCAGGCCAAGAAGCAGGGUGGCACUCUGGUCUGCGGAGGAAAGGUGAUGGACCGCCCUGGAAACUAUGUGGAGCCCACCAUCAUCACAGGGCUGGCUCACGACGCUCCCAUUGUCCACACCGAAACCUUCGUCCCCAUACUGUACGUCCUCAAGUUCAAGACAGAAGAGGAGGCAUUUGCCUGGAACAACGAGGUCCAGCAGGGCCUGUCCAGCAGCAUCUUCACCAAAGAUAUGGGUCGAGUGUUCCGCUGGCUGGGGCCCAAGGGAUCAGACUGCGGCAUCGUGAACGUCAACAUUCCUACAAGCGGAGCUGAGAUCGGAGGAGCCUUUGGUGGAGAGAAACACACAGGUGGUGGAAGAGAGUCUGGCAGCGAUUCGUGGAAGCAGUACAUGAGGCGUUCAACCUGCACGAUAAACUACAGCAAGGAUCUUCCUCUGGCUCAGGGAAUCAAGUUCGAGUGAAGCCCUCGAUGAGCCCAUAAGGACAACACUACAUGAUUUAUUGACGUGGUGUUGGCUAGAAAGUACUAGACAUUUUGUCAUUGCGUUUUUGCAUUCAGAAAGGUCAGUUUGAAUCUCUAACAGAAAACCGAUUUUUGGAUCAGUUUAAACUUUCCUGUUUCACAUCUCUCUGUUGGUUUGCAUUAGAUUUUAAUCCUGGUUUUGAAAUAACAGUUUGAAAAUAGUUUUGUGUGAAAGGUCAAACAGUGUUCUUUGAAAUGGCUUGUAUGCACUUUUCUAUAAGCACUUAGAAAGUGAAUUUGAGUGAUAACUGUACCAGAUACUUUAUACUGUGUAAAAAACAUUAAAAAAAAUAAAUUGUUCCUUUAUUUUGGAU